GCAAAUUUACAUUUUCCCCAUUCGUAACUGCUACCCAAAGAGUAAGAAUCGUGAACAUAUUUUGUUUAUUACUUUAAGAAGACACAGAGCUUGAGAAUCAAGAACGCUGAAGAUUGACUAUUGGUGAGGGAGAGGGGUCAAGAAGUUUCUUAAGACAUCUAAGCACUCCCAAGACUUAUAUCAAAAAUGAAUCGAAUAUUAACCCUCCUUUUUCUGUAUACCAUUAAUGUUGGGAUUGUGUCUUCCAGAGUGAGAUACAUCCAGGAUUUUAAAAGCGACCGUAUAUUUCGACGCCUCCUAUUUGGAUUCCGGAACAAUUUUCCCAAAAAAUUAUGCAAAGAUAAUGAUGAUACGAAUGUUGUUGAGACAAAGGCUGGCAAAAUCCGGGGAGCAACAGAAAAAGCCUCAAUAAACGGAAAGACAGUUCUGAAAUAUCUUAACAUACCAUAUGCUGAAGCACCAGUUGGUGAGCUAAGAUUUGAGAAACCAGUUCCAAAAAAACCAUGGCGAGGGAUUAAAGAAUCAAUUGAUAAUAAUAUUUCAUGUAUUCAACCUGUGUUCUUGCCAAAAAUAAAUAUGACAGAAGAUUGUUUAAUACUUAAUGUUUGGUCACCUCAUCCAAAACCAACUAACGCAGCAGUAGUAGUCUUUAUCCACGGUGGUGCAUUCUUAGCUGGUUCAUCACACGAAGCAAAUUAUCAUGGUGCAAACUUUGUUGCAUUGGGAGACGUUAUAUUAGUAAAUGUCAACUACCGCUUAUCUGCACUUGGAUUUUUGACAGCCCCAGAAGUUGGAAUUAAAGGUAACCUUGCUUUGUUUGAUCAGCGUUUGGCAAUGAAGUGGGUAAAAGAAAACAUAAAAGAAUUUGGUGGCAAUCCUAACGCCAUUACGCUAUUUGGAGGCAGUGCUGGCUCAGCUUGUGUUUCUGCUCAUACUUUAUCUGAAGAAAGCUGGCCGUAUUUCGAUCGUGUCAUUUACUCAAGUGGAAACAUGCUCAUGUAUUGGACAUUAUCUACUAAGGCAAGGGAGAAAAAUGAAUCAGAAAAUUUUUUGAAAGAGGUCAAUUGCUAUAACUCAUCGAAUGUACUUAAAUGCUUGAAGAAUAAUGUUACAACUGAACAAUUGAAAGAGGUCUUUGCCGAAAAACGCGACCCUUUUACACCAGCAGUUGACGGUGAUUUUUUUAAAGAUCAUCCUCAAAUGCUUUUCAGAAGGGGAAAAGUGAAGCAAUGUCCAAUAAUUUUUGGUACAAUGGGGAGUGAAAUGUACUUUCAAACUAGUUCUAUUCUUGCAAAAACGAGGAAUAUAACUCGAAUAAAUAGAAUUUUUAACAGUAGUAUUCGGGAAGCAUUUUUUAGACAUCCCCAUUAUUUUGACGUAGCCAAAAGACUCUAUUCGCCUAAAUGCACACCAUCGUUCGUCGAAUCACUCAAACCUUUAGUCGAUAUGCUAUCGGACUGGGCCUUUACGUGUCCAAUGAAGUAUGAAGCACAUCAACGGGUCUUAAUGUUUCCUGCAACUAAAGUUUUUGUUUUUCGGUACACAUACCCUUCUCCAGAACCACAUGCAUAUCCAGUUGGAACGUAUGGUUUUGCUAACCAUGGCCAGGACUAUUGGUCUAUAUUUGGGCUACCUUUUAAAUUAAACUUUCCAAUGGAAGAUAAGAUAUUGUCACUGAGGUUGAUAUCAUACUUCGCUAAUUUUGCAAAGACUGGUCAUCCAAACAGGGGUAAACCUGAAUUACCAGAAGAAUUUGAAAAUGUUAACCUUCCAAACUGGCCUCUUCAUUCCCCAAACGGAGAAGAAUAUUUGGAGAUGCAAAGUUUAAAUAGGAUGAUAGUUAAAACAAAACUUCGUGAAAAAUACUGUGAUUUUUGGAGCACGCCAAUGUACGCUUUAUACAGAUCAGCGUAUUUUUAACUGUACAUAUAUUUUAUCGAGUUUGUGCCAUCUGCCAUCUACAGAAUCGAUCUGCUAAACUACUUUUACUUCCCUUCUUUGAAAUGUUUUUAUUUUGAAUUGCUCUUAGAUCACUACUUUUUUUGACUAAUCAGCAGCAUACUUCGAAAAACGAUUACACUGGUAUUUUGUUUUUUCACACUGGUGUUUCUCUUUUGCACUGCUCUUAAGUCUUGACCAAUUAGAAUAGAGAAAAUGUUUAUGUACGUUAUUAAAUGCAUAGUUUAUUUUUAUUCUGAAA
Xenia sp. Carnegie-2017 is the source of this 2200-nucleotide messenger RNA. Its product is annotated as acetylcholinesterase-like. The transcript is spliced from 12 exons. Gene Ontology annotation, molecular function: acetylcholinesterase activity. Bases 187 to 1920 code for a protein of 577 amino acids. NCBI's taxonomy places the organism in Eukaryota, Metazoa, Cnidaria, Anthozoa, Malacalcyonacea, Xeniidae. Gene Ontology annotation, biological process: acetylcholine catabolic process; choline metabolic process. Gene Ontology annotation, cellular component: plasma membrane. The record is from RefSeq and is a predicted model, not a curated record.